AACCUCACUCCGCGAUGCGCCCGCUCUGAACUGCUUAAAGCGCGUGUCAUGUUUGCUAAUUUCGAACUGUCUACCGGCGGGUUGGUCGCCGCGGAUGUCAAACCCAAGCGAACGCGUACAGAUCUGGGCUGUCUACCAUGUCGGCGAAAGAAGAAGAAGUGUGACCUGGCGAAGCCUGUCUGCCUGCGCUGCCGGAAGAGCAUUGGAUCAGUUGUCUGCGAAUGGCCUGCCCACGCAGCGUCGCUGGCCUCCGAGGAUGGCGGCAGAUAUCAACCACGUCUGGAUCUUGAUGCUGGACGAGAUCCUAUCCAGAUAUCGAUAAAUCCUGGAUCCCCCUCUCAGACUACUAUGGUACUUCGUGACAAGGCACGAACAAAUGACCACGGCACGAUCACUCCGGACACCACGAGACGUGUAUGGGAGACACCCUCACCACAGAACAGCAUAGAGAAUUGCAUAACUCUUGAGCUUCCCGCUGGGGUUAAGACGGUAUCACCUCAAUUGAUUCAGAUCACGACUACAUUCGACAAGGCCAUCAUUUCACCAGACAAUGCCAGUCUCGAGCAACCAGCAUCACAGCUUUGCCUGCCAUUGUGUCUGCAAAACUCAUCUCUUAUGCAUGCUUGGCUAUCAUGCGGCACUGCUUUCGUAACAAAGGCAGAACCGGGAGGCACUCAGAAGGCUCUCGUGCAUUAUCAGCAAGCCGUCAAGGGCUUGGCUACCGCUCUGACCCAGACUGGUCUAAAUGCCCCGGAGUGGAAGUCGAUGAGCCCAAGGACUGAUGAACGUGCUAGUAUGCGGGUAGCGCAUCUUAGCGGUGCUCACAACUUGGUUCGAACAAGCAUGAUGAAUAAAGCACCAUCAUCCAUGCACCAGCUUCUACUGCUUGAGGCUUAUUCGUUUCGUACGGUGCACAAUCGGUUGUUUCAGCCCUUUCCUUCAUUACCUUACGAUUAUAUCGAGCGCUUGUACGAGACGAUGUGUCUUCCUGGAAGUCCUCGACAAGAUAUGAUCGUACAAUGGAGAAAGUGCCCCUGGGUGGGCAUGUGCGCUCCUCUGUUCGACAUGGCCUUCAAGCUGUGUUGGCUGAGAGACAGGCUGCCCCUUCAAGGAAAAGACUUGAUUGACGCGAUUUCUUUGUCGACCAGGAUCAUGAAUUGGCGAGCACCCGUGGAGGCUCCAGAAGAUCUGUUCGACGUCGACUCAGGUACGGCGGAUACUUUCAUGAUGAAGAAUCUGCUUUCAGCCAAGGCGUGGUACUAUGGCUGCCUCUUUCUUUCACAUAAGCUACUAAACCCUUCGAAUGGUCCUUUCGAUCCGGAUCUUCUUGCCAUAUCCCGCCAAAGUCAUAAGGUCUUCCAACAGAUGGAUCUUCUGAAAGGUGCAUCUGCGCUUUUACUUUGGCCGAUAUUCUUGCUUGGUACAGGUGCAGUAACACCUGCUGAUCAAACAGCAUUCACUAAUGCCAUUGUAUCGUGUGCCCCUAGAUCGGGCCCUGGUACCAUCCAACGAACCACACAGCUUCUGCAUUGGUCAUGGGCGCCAGAUGCUGAUCUCGAAGCAGGGUUCUUGGGCUCCGACAUCAUCCUUCGAACUGAUAUUCUCAGGCAAUUCUUCAUGUGA
Molecule: messenger RNA, 1623 nt
Organism: Aureobasidium musti
Lineage: Eukaryota; Fungi; Ascomycota; Dothideomycetes; Dothideales; Saccotheciaceae
Source: the annotation of a GenBank genome assembly